AUGGAGACGAAGACGACUCCGCUCCUGACUCCAUACAAGAUGGGCGACUUCAACCUGGCGCACAGGGUUGUUCUCGCGCCGCUGACGCGGUGCAGGUCGUACGGGAACCUCGCCCAGCCGCACAACGCGCUGUACUACGCGCAGAGGGCGGCGCCGGGCGUGCUCCUCGUCGCCGAGGCCUGCGCCGUCUCCGAGGCCGCGCGGGGCUACCCGCACGUCCCCGGCCUGUGGAGCCAGGAGCAGGUGGAGGCGUGGAAGCCGGUGGUCGACGCCGUGCACGGCAAGGGCGCCGUCUUCUUCUGCCAGCUAUGGCACACGGGCCGCGUUUCGCCCACCGAGUUCCAGCCUAAUGGGCAAGCUCCGGUGUCGAGCACGGAUAAGCAGGUGCCGCCUCAGGUCGCCCAUGACGGCAGUGUCCUGGAGUUCGCGCCCCCUCGAAGGUUGGCGACGGAGGAGAUACCCCACAUCGUCAACGACUUCCGGGUCGCCGCUAGGAACGCCAUGCGAGCCGGGUUCGACGGCGUGGAGAUCCACGCCGGCAACGGGUACCUGAUCGACCAGUUCAUGAAGGACGGCGUCAACGACCGGACCGACGAGUACGGCGGCGGCCUAGAGAACCGCUGCCGCUUCGCCGCGGAGGUCAUCGCGGCCGUGUGCCACGAGGCCGGCGCGGGCCGCGUUGGCGUGCGCCUCUCCCCGUUCGCCGACUACGUCGACUGCGUGGACUCCGACCCGGAGGCGCUCGCGCUGCACGUGAUCGGCGUCAUGAACGGGCUCGGCGUCCUCUACUGCCACAUGAUCGAGCCGCGGAUGUGCGUCAACGAGCGGAUGAUCCCGCGCCGCCUGCUGCCGUUCAGGAGGGCGUUCAGCGGCACCUUCAUGGUGAACGGGGCGUACGACCGGGAGGAAGGGGACAAGGCCGUCGCCGAUGGCUACGCCGAUCUUGUGGCGUACGGGCGGCUCUUCCUGGCCAACCCCGACUUGCCGGAGAGGUUCAAAAGGAACGCCGCUCUGAAUAAGUAUGACAGGAGCACGUUCUACACAUCCGACCCUGUUGUUGGCUACACCGAUUACCCUUUUCUUGAUCAGGAGGAUUAG
Triticum turgidum subsp. durum (durum wheat) is the source of this 1098-nucleotide messenger RNA. NCBI's taxonomy places the organism in Eukaryota, Viridiplantae, Streptophyta, Magnoliopsida, Poales, Poaceae. The record is from the annotation of a GenBank genome assembly.